Messenger RNA from Schizosaccharomyces osmophilus, 1665 nucleotides. Its product is annotated as phosphomethylpyrimidine kinase. The record is from RefSeq and is a predicted model, not a curated record. The transcript has a single exon. Lineage: Eukaryota; Fungi; Ascomycota; Schizosaccharomycetes; Schizosaccharomycetales; Schizosaccharomycetaceae. Gene Ontology annotation, molecular function: phosphomethylpyrimidine kinase activity; hydroxymethylpyrimidine kinase activity. Gene Ontology annotation, biological process: thiamine biosynthetic process. The coding region runs from base 1 to 1665 and encodes 554 amino acids. Gene Ontology annotation, cellular component: cytosol.
AUGCCUUCGAACAGCUUAUACGCUUCAUUGUCAAGCCAAUUUGAUGCCACUAGGAUUGAGACAGUCUUGGAUCCUAUGGGAUAUACAAUCAAGCGUCGUGAUGUUCCAGUGUGUCUUACAGUAGCUGGCUCUGAUUGUAGUGGAGGUGCUGGAAUUCAAGCGGAUCUCAAAACCAUGACAAGUUUAGGUGUCUAUGGAAUGAGUGCGAUUUCCUGCGUAGUUGCAGAAAACGCAGAGAGAGUAGAUAAAAUUGAAAACAUGUCUCCCUCCUUCGUCGAGUCCCAAAUCGAUUGUUGUCUUCGAGAUGUUCCUUGUAAUGUCGUUAAAACGGGAAUGCUCUGUAACGUGGAGAUUGUCAAGGUAGUCGUGAAGUCUGUUGUGAAAUACAACAUCAAAGAGCUUGUCGUUGACCCAGUAAUGAUUGCUACAUCCGGUGAUACUCUUUCAAAUGAAGAUAUCGUAGACACUAUUGUUAAAGACCUUCUUCCUGUAACAGCACUUAUUACACCGAAUAUACCCGAAGCACUAGCUUUCGCCAGAAGCGUAAACGUCGACGUUCCCGAAGUCAAUUCUAUUUCUUCAAUGGAACAACUUGCUUCAUUGAUACAUGGUUUUGGGACACGUUAUGUUCUUUUAAAAGGUGGGCAUAUGCCACUCAAUCAACUUGGGUUGAAGGCCUCAAAAGAAGAGCAAGGUGAAUCGGAUCUUCAAGUGGUUGAUAUUUUAUACGAUGGAGAAACCUAUCACCAUUUUGCUUCAACAUAUUUAAAGCAAGGUGAAGUUCAUGGUACAGGUUGUACCUUGUCCUCAGCAAUUGCUUCUUUCCUUGCUUGGGAUCAUAGUAUGCUCGAUUCUGUUCAGUUUGCCAUUGAUUACGUGCAUGGUGCUAUCUCCCAGAGUCCUCCCAUAAAUCUUUGUAGUACGAAUUUGCUGAACCAUAUGAGCCGCCUACGGAUCGCUCCUUUCGCUCCUGGCCACUUUUUGGAAUAUUUGCUUAGCCAUCCUAAGAUACUUCCUGUCUGGAAAGAAUAUACUCACCAUAACUUUACUAAUAUGUUAGCAAAAGGUAGUUUGCCUCUUUGUGCUUUUCAGGAUUAUCUCAAGCAAGAUUACCUUUAUUUACUUCAGUUCAGUCGUGCAUAUUCACUUAAAGGUUACAAGGAAUCAACCUUUCUCGGAAUAUUUGAAGCAGCUCAGUCUGUAUUUCAUGUGCUUCAAGAAAAAGAGUUUCACGUUUCCUUUUGCCAAUCAUAUGGGAUUACCAUGGAGGAUUUAAAAAGUUCUGAAGAAAGUCCAGCAUGUACUGCGUAUUCUCGAUUUAUUUUAGACACUGGCUCUCAGCAAGAUUUGGCUGCUCUAGAGUUUGCGCAGGCUCCCUGCUUAAUUGGUUACUAUUUGGUUGCUCGUCGUCUAAUGAAGGAGCCGUUCAGAGAUGUCAACGGCCCCUAUCAACGCUGGAUCGACAAUUAUGUUUGCGAAGACUAUUUCUCUGCAGUUCGCAGAGGAUGCCGUCAACUUGAGGAAAUUGUACUUACUCUUUCACCAGAACGAAUUCAACAAUUGGUUGAAGUGUUCAUUCGUGCUACAAAGUUUGAAAUUUUAUUUUGGGAAACCCCUUACCAAAAGUAUGUUAUUGAGCAAAACUUGAACGACCCUAGUCUUUAG